CCAUGACCAUCAUCAAAUCAAUCAAACUUCCAACGUUAUUCUUCAAUUUUUAUGGUCAACUAUUACCCAUACUUACUUUCAUGAACAACAUUUGAAGUGACUCUCAGAUCAUUCUAUCACCACUUUUAUCACUGCGACACCGCAGCAGAGCGCAAAUAUGGGCGCUCUACUUUCACUUCCUUUGUUGGCUGUGCCAAGCAUGGGCACUGUGAGUUUUACUUACUGGACUUUGGCAUGAAGAGAUAGCUUAUAUUAUUAGGUGAUGGGUUUUGCUGCAAGUUGUUGCGGAGCAGCGACAUGUUCUGCCGUAUGCAGUGCUUGUGGGAAGUGUGGUAAUAGGUAUAUCUUCAAAUUUGAAGAUGUUUUAUGAUAAGGACUGAUUGUUGAAUAGCGUUGCCACUCGUAUCGCAUACGCCCUCAUCCUCUUAAUCAAUUCGAUAUUAUCAUGGAUAAUGCUAACACCAUGGGCGAUUAAUAAACUACAAGGCUUGACGUUGGAUUAUAUGAAGAUCAGUUGUCCAGAGGGAGAAUGUUAUGGCUGGGUCGCGGUUCACCGGAUUAAUUUCGCACUUGGAAUUUUCCAUCUCAUAAUGGCAUCAAUGCUAUUGGGCGUCAACUCUUCGAAGAAUCCUCGAGCAGCCCUACAAAAUGGUUUCUGGGGCCCGAAAAUUAUCGCUUGGUUGGGUUUUAUCGUACUUACUUUCCUGAUUCCAGAUGGAUUUUUUUUGGUUUGGGGAAAUUAUAUUGCAUUCACUGGAUCGACACUGUUCCUCCUCCUCGGACUUAUUCUACUAGUAGAUCUUGCGCAUACUUGGGCGGAAUAUUGUCUUGAACAGAUCGAGGCAUAUGAUUCUCGAGCUUGGAGAGGCAUCUUGAUUGGAUCGACAUUGGGCAUGUAUGCAUGUUCGUUAGCGAUGACCAUUGUUCAAUACAUUUUCUUCGCUGGCGCCGGAUGUUCAAUGAACCAAACCGCUAUCACUCUCAACUUGAUCUUUUUGAUCAUUGUCUCUAUUGUUUCUGUCCAUCCUAUGGUUCAAGAAUUCAACCCUCGAGCAGGUUUGGCGCAAUCAGCUAUGGUGGCUAUUUACUGCACAUACCUUACCAUGUCAGCAGUAUCUAUGGAGCCUGAUACAAAACAUUGCAAUCCUCUUAUUCGAGCUCAAGGAACACGAACAACCUCUAUCAUCAUUGGUGCAGUCGUCACUAUGUUCACAGUUGCAUAUACAACAACCAGGGCUGCAACACAAGGAGUUGCUUUAGGAGGAAAGGGAAAAAGAAUCGCAUUACCCGAAGAUGAUGAGCAUGAUCUCGUUACACAACAGCCAGAUAGUCGCCGUGAAAUGCGUGCAGCAGCCCUUCGACAGGCGGUAGAGGAAGGAAGUCUUCCUGCAGAUGCUCUUUUAGACGAUGAUGACGAAAGCGAUAGUGGAAAUACUGCUAAAGAUGACGAAAGGAACUCCACACAAUACAGUUAUGCACUAUUCCACGUAAUUUUCUUCUUAGCGACCACCUGGGUAGCUACACUUCUCACCAUGAACAUGGAUGAAUACACAGAUGGAAACACGAAUUUUGCACCUGUUGGAAGAACAUACUGGGCUUCGUGGGUCAAGAUUGUUAGUUCAUGGGUAUGCUAUGGCAUCUAUACAUGGACCCUGAUCGCACCUGUGGUAUUGCCAGAUCGAUUCGAUUUUUAGAUACGGAUAGUUCACUAUGGUUUUUGUUGUUGGGCGGGUCUCAUUGAUAAAUAGUACUGUAUUGUAUGCAUAUUGCAUUUGUUUUUUCGAGCGUGAGUCACGGAAACGGAGGUUGAAUUCUGGAGAUUGGCGCAGAUUGUUACGUUUUAGCAUUACCUACCUACCCACCUUUACAUGGGAUGGAAAUUGAUAUACCAAAUAUUUCGUUUACUGCAUGCACUACAUAUCAUUAC
Sclerotinia trifoliorum is the source of this 1927-nucleotide messenger RNA. The record is from the annotation of a GenBank genome assembly. Lineage: Eukaryota; Fungi; Ascomycota; Leotiomycetes; Helotiales; Sclerotiniaceae.